Armigeres subalbatus is the source of this 1004-nucleotide messenger RNA. RefSeq names its product small ribosomal subunit protein uS15m (gene bonsai). The transcript is spliced from 4 exons. Lineage: Eukaryota; Metazoa; Arthropoda; Insecta; Diptera; Culicidae. Gene Ontology annotation, cellular component: mitochondrial small ribosomal subunit; ribosome. Gene Ontology annotation, biological process: mitochondrial translation. The record is from RefSeq and is a predicted model, not a curated record. Gene Ontology annotation, molecular function: RNA binding; structural constituent of ribosome. Bases 110 to 940 code for a protein of 276 amino acids.
AUCCUUUCGCUUUGUUUACGUUCUUCGUUCGUCGUCUGCUGCAGAUUUGCAGGAUUAGAAUUACGAAAGUUUUGUUUUAAAUAAACUUACGGUCUUAGUUAAGUGCAAAAUGAAUACAUUGAACAAAAUUAAACCGCUCACUAGUUCUGUUGGCUUUCUAACCCGCAACUAUGCGUUCAAGUCUGACUUAAAAAUCAAGUGGGUUCGACCGGAGAAAAUUCCUUGCUAUAAACCGCAGAAAAGUGGCGAUUUGCAACCAAUGCGGCCAAUGGCCGGCACUGAAUUGCUGAAGGAUUAUCGUAAGUCGAAGGAGCUAGAAAGCGCUGAUGAUAGGGUAAAGUCAAUGUUCUCGAUCGAGCAUAAUCGCAGGCGGGAAAUGCUCGAAAAUUUCAAGGAGGAGAUGGUGAAGCGAGUACAACGACACGACCUGGACUACGGCUCUAUGGAGGCUAAGUUGGGUCUGAUGACUGCUCAGAUUAGGAGCCUGCAGGAAGUGAUGGAAAAGUUUCCACGUCAAUCAGCUGCUAAGGUUCACCUGAAGGAGCUAAUUGAUAAGAGGAAACGCUUUUUGAGAUACCUGAGACGUUGGGACUAUAGGAGAUUCGAGUACAUUUUGGAGAAAUUGGACAUCGUUUACAAGCCAUACCCCACUCACUUCCAUUGGAUCACCCGCAAGGACUCCCUCCGUAAGCUGACCGACACUCACUGUGAAGACAUCAGGAGUACGCGUCUGCAGAGCUACCGCCAAGUGCUGGAAUCCCAACAGUUGGACUUUCUCGCCAAGAAGCUGGAGAACUUGGAAUUCAUCCGAAACGAGCAGAUUGAGUGUCAAGUUCCCGUCACAGUCGACAAGGAGCAGAUUAAGGCGGUCAAAAAGCAGUACGACGAGCUGAAAGAAAAGCGAAAACUACUGGAGGAGAAGACAAACGAAGAAGAUUGAAGAUGUUAUUAAAACUGGUUUAUUUCUUGUAUAAAAUAAAAUAAUAAAAUUAGUAUCUAAUGGA